Anneissia japonica is the source of this 4417-nucleotide messenger RNA. RefSeq names its product ras GTPase-activating protein 3-like. Bases 89 to 2644 code for a protein of 851 amino acids. Lineage: Eukaryota; Metazoa; Echinodermata; Crinoidea; Comatulida; Comatulidae. The record is from RefSeq and is a predicted model, not a curated record. The transcript has 25 exons. Gene Ontology annotation, biological process: intracellular signal transduction; regulation of GTPase activity.
CCCUUUGCUAAACGCAUAGCGAUUUUGGCACUGCAGGGAAACACACAUCGGCGUGCAAGAGUUUCUAGGCUGAUGUUGCGGCACCAAAAUGGCGGAACCUCCCAUCCCUAAUGUUAGGAUAUUAGAAAGUUUGAAAAUAAAGAUAGGUGAAGCAAAAAACCUUAACUCUGUUGCCAAAGAUUAUUAUUGUUGUAUUAAACUUGAUCAGGAAGAAGUGUAUCGUACAGCUACUCAAGAAAAAACAGAAUGUCCAUUCUGGGCAGAGGAGUGCGAGUUUGGUGUCCCUAAGAAAUUUCGUAUCUUAGCAUUCUAUGUUUAUGAAAGAGACCGGCUACUAAAGAGGUUAGAAAGCAUUGUGGGUAAAGUUGCGCUUAGACGUGACGAGCUUCACAGACACCAUGGAAAGGAACAGUGGCUGCCAUUGACCCCGGUUGACCCCGACUCGGAAGUUCAGGGUAAAGUUCAUGUGGAAGUAAGGUGUGGGGAAACCUUGAUAGGAGAUAAUGGAACAUCAGUAAACAAAGUUGCUGUCAGGGUAAUUGAAGGCAGUAACUUAACAAUUGUUAACAGACACUGUGAUACCUUUGCUACGGUGACGUUUUGUUCACCAACACGGACAGAAACUAAGAAAACUAAAAUAAAACGCAAAUCUGAUCAUCCGCAGUAUGAUGAAACAUUCUUAUUUGAGCUGGUGAAACAUUCAAAUUCUCAUGGAGAUAGGUACAAUUUUAGUCCAAUUGAAGAAGAUAUUACAAAAAUUGAACUCAAGAUUAGUGUAUGGAAUAAUUCAAGUUCCGCACAUAUUGGGGAGGUAUUCAUCGGUGAAGUUAAGAUUCCAUUAAGUGCAAUAGAUAUGUCCACAGCUACACACAAAGCAUGGUAUUUUUUGAAACCAAGGGAAAACAGUGUAAACCGGCCACAAAAGACGGACAUGGGUUCUCUCCGUGUACGAAUUAAUUAUUUAGAAGAUCAGGUUUUUCCAUCCAGUUACUACAACACUCUCAGGGAUAUCAUUUUAAAAUCACCAGAAGUGUCACCGACAUCCUCAAGUGGUGCGUAUAUUUUAGGUCAAGUUGUGAGGGAACGUAUUGAUGCCGCACGCCCUCUUGUUAGGUUAUUCUACCACCAUGACCAACUUACAGAGUUCACAAAAGCGCUGGCAAAGCACGAGAUUGCACAAACAUCGGAUGCAAAUACAAUAUUCAGGGGCAAUUCUUUAGGAACGAAGUGUAUUGACGAGUAUAUGAAGCUGGAGGGUAUGCAUUACUUGCAUGACACGUUGAAAGUAAACAUCGACGAGAUCCAUGAUGAUCAUCGGUCCUGUGAAAUUGAUCCCACCAAGCUACGUGAUGGCGAAGUAUUAGCUGAUAACCUUGUAAAACUGAAAGAUUAUGUUGAAAAGAUCUUUAUGUCAAUCGUUAACUCUGCGAUGGCGUGUCCACGUGGGAUGUGCAAAGUGUUCUAUGCUUUAAAAGAAGAAGCAAAAAGCCACUUUCCCAAUAAUCCUGAUGUUAAGUAUUCAGCAGUAAGCGGGUUUGUUUUCUUGCGUUUCUUCGCUCCCGCCAUUCUUUCACCCAGACUCUUCAAGCUUAGGAAAGAUAAUCCAGAUACGCUUGUAGCCCGGACGUUAACCCUCAUAUCGAAAGCAAUACAGACAUUAGGAAAUCAUGUUAAGAAAGAGGUAGUGAGUCCCACAUGCGUUAAAAAAGAGUCGUACAUGGUUCCUUUAUAUGACUCUAUCUUAGAUGCUGAGCAUGUGACUGGAAUCAGAAGGUUUCUUGAUAUUGUGUCAUCAUCAAGUAAUGCUAAUGCAAAAGAUCCAGAAGCUCCGAUUAUAUUAAAAGAGGGGUAUAUGAUUAAGCGGGCACAGGGAAGAAAGAAACUAUUUGCAGUCAAGAACUUCAAAAAGCGGUGGUUUCGCCUCACCAACCAUGAGCUGACAUAUUCUAAAGGCUCAGAAAGUUCACCGUUGUGUACUAUAUCUGUGGAUAAGAUCCUUGCAGUUGAACAGGUUCAGGAAGACUCCUUCCACAUGCAAUAUAUGUUUCAAGUGAUACAACCAGAACGUGUGCUGUAUGUACAGGCAAACAACAGCGUAGAUGAAAAGCAAUGGGGUGAUGUGUUAUCAAAUAUUUGCCGCAGCAACCAUGACCGACUCAUGACUUACCACCCAGCAGCCUACAUUAAUGGACAGUGGAUGUGUUGUAAAUGUCAAUCAGAGUCAGUGGAAGGUUGCACUCCAGCCAGUGGCAGUAGCAGAACUUGUCUGAAAGUUGAUGUGGAUUCUGACCGUGAGAUGGAGCGCAUACAUUCGCUGUUUCUUGCAAACAUCGACAAGCUUGAAAAGAUGCGGGAUGACCUUGCGUGGGAAAUCUAUCACGGUCUAACCCACCUCAAUUCCUGUGUGAUUGAUUGCGUGUACCAAGGGCCUGAGUUCGAGCCCCAUAUUCAUAUUGAGGAUCACAAGUCUUGCUACAAGACGGUACAGGCUAUCAUGAAUGAGGUUAUUGUCCUUGAGCAGGAACAUAAGAAGUACAUGAUGAGGGUGCAGCGUGAAACCGAGUACGGCAGCGAGCAUUCUCCUAUUGGUGAUGACAACUACAUGUUCGGAGGUCAGUAUGGAGAGCUAUUGACAGACAGGUGAAUGGUCACGAAGACACGUAGUCGCUGAAACAUUAAAGUCUAUUCCAGUAUGACAGCUUUAAAAAUAUGGUGUAAGAAAAGAAGUUUUUAUGAGAUCUAAAUUUUGAAUAAUUAAUCUGCACAGGGUGAAUGUCAGAUGCUAGCCUGAUCUAAUGAAUUUAGAAAAGGAAGGGAGAAAAGCCUUUGAACAUAUUGCUAUCAACUUUUUAUGUAGUAAAAAUUUAAGUUGUCUUAAGUCUCGAUUAUUUAGAGAUAUAAGCAACCAGAUUUGCUGGAAUAAACACUCCAUUUUACCUAUCCUUUGUCACCCAUCCAAAUUAUUUUUAAAGACAAUGAAAUUGAUUUAAUUGAUAAAAUGUAUCCUGCCCUCUGUACCCAUUUCAGUCUGUUACCUUUUGUCUCCACCUGUCGUUGCUCUCUUUUCUUCAUCAUCUGCCCACUGUCUUACCUUCUCCUUAUGUCUGUUGCCUGUAAUGAUCUUAUCAGUUUGACAUUUGUUUAUAAUUUAAGUUUAAUCGAUGAACCUUGCAAACAGUGGUGACCCCAGAAAUUUUUCAACAGGGGUCUGAACCAAGGGGUUGUCUAGAGCCUCCGUCAUGGGUCUAAACUAAGGGGUCGUCUAGAGCCUCCAUCAUGGGUCUAAACCAAGUGGUCGUCUAGAGCCUCAGCCAUGGGUCUAAACCAAGGGGUCGUCUAGAGCCUCUGUCAUGGGUCUAAACCAAGUGGUCGUCUAGAGCCUCCGUUAUGGGUCUAAACCAAGGGGUCGUCUAGAGCCUCUGUCAUGGGUCUAAACCAAGGGGUCGUCUAGAGCCUCCGUCAGGGUUAUGGAAUAAUAUCUCUGGUGAGGUUGAUGAGUGUAGAUUUUAUUGUUAGGAUGACCAAAAAUUGUGCUCUUUGACCAUGUUAUUAGAGAUUGGCAAUCACAAUAACUUUGUUUGGAUUUUUCGCCAAAUUAAGAAUUUAAUCUGACGAGGAGAUCAUGCCUGUCCGAUGGAGGAAAUUUCUCCCUGGCCCCCUCCAAUGCUGCCCCACCAGUGCUUGAAAAGCGAUUUAAUUUAAAAUCAUUUGUAUCAGCAUCUUGAAGUGUGAACUGAGUCUCUGUAUACCAAAUAUACAACUACCUGACUAUCUCAUUUAUCCAAAACAUAUUACAGAAUUCUACUUAAUUUUGUUUAUAACAAUUUUUGACAAUAAUGUAAAAAUAGGUUUUUUUUUAAAUAGUUGCUAAUUUAUUAGGCCAAAAUAUAAAAAUCAUGUGUUUCUUAUUGGGGUUAUUUGAAAAGAAUACAUAAGCUUUUAUUUUCUCUCUCUUUUCUGCUUGCAUAUGUAAGCGAUAUAGCAGGUAGCAUUGGAUGCCAAUUGCUUAUGAUGAUUUAAUUUCAGUAUCAAUUUCUAGUUUUGCAUCAUGGCAAUUUAAAGAAAAUUGAAUUGACCCAAAAUAAAAAAGCUUGUAAUAAUAAUAAUUUGAUUACUUAGCACAUUUUGCAAUAAACUCUCUCUGUAUGCUGUACAUAGGGGUAUGGCAUAAAUAGGCAUGAGAAACAUGGUUUUUUUAUUUUUUAUUCGGCCUAUUGUAUGUAUUAUUAUGUUUGAUAAAAUAUAAGUAUAUUAAUUUCAUAGGAUGCAACUGUAGACCCACCUUUUACAUUUUCUACUCUCUGGUAAACUCUGGGAAUAGAAGCAUCCUUUAGAUCUGUGUUAUGAUUCCAGAAAUAUAAAUAUAAUUGACUGUAGUUAGGUUUAACAAAAGUUAUUGUAUUACAAAUGUGAUUUU